Messenger RNA from Helianthus annuus (common sunflower), 3159 nucleotides. RefSeq names its product respiratory burst oxidase homolog protein C. The transcript has 12 exons. Gene Ontology annotation, molecular function: calcium ion binding; NAD(P)H oxidase H2O2-forming activity; peroxidase activity. Gene Ontology annotation, cellular component: plasma membrane. Lineage: Eukaryota; Viridiplantae; Streptophyta; Magnoliopsida; Asterales; Asteraceae. The coding region runs from base 96 to 2849 and encodes 917 amino acids. The record is from RefSeq and is a predicted model, not a curated record.
CAGACACGGUUUCACCAUAUAAGUGGAAUCCUUCUCAUUCUUCCCCACAUUUCUUCAUUCCAAAUUCAACUCACUUUGCAUUCCAUUCCAUUCCAAUGGGUACAGAAAACUACAACCGCCAUGACCAUUCCCACUCCGACACAGAAGCUGCUGUCGGAGUGGACAGGAACGCGUUCAGCGGGCCACUCACAGUAAGCGGCCCGCUGAACAAAAGAACUGGGCGUAAGAGCGCCCAGUUCUACAUCCCAGACGGUGCUCCUGGGAGCAGUAGUAGCAGCAUGCGAUCCAAUGGUAACGACGAUUACGUCGAAAUCACGUUGGAUGUCCGUGACGACUCCGUGGCGGUUCAUAGUGUCAAAACCGCGGGUGGAGCUGACGUGGAGGACCCGGAGUUGACGUUGUUGGCUAAAGGGUUGGAGAAGCGGUCGUCUUUCGGGUCGUCCGUGGUGAGAAAUGCGUCCGCCAGGAUUCGGCAAGUGUCCGAAGAGUUGAAGCGGUUGACGUCCUUUUCGAAACGACCGGUUGGUCGUUUAGACAGGACGAAAUCCGCCGCCGCUCAUGCGCUUAGAGGGUUAAAGUUUAUCAGUAAGAACGACGGCGGAGCUGCGUGGGCCGCCUUAGAGAAAAGGUUUGACGAACUCACCAGAGACACCGGUGGCUUACUUCCACGGUCAAUUUUCGGUGAAUGCAUUGGGAUGAACAAAGAUUCAAAAGAUUUCGCCGGAGAAUUAUUCGAUGCACUUUCCCGGCGACGGAAUAUCACCGGAGAUGCAAUCAACAAAGCACAGUUGAAGGAGUUUUGGGACCAAAUUUCUGAUCAAAGUUUUGAUUCAAGGCUACAAACUUUCUUUGAUAUGGUUGAUAAAGAUGCUGAUGGCAGGAUCACAGAAGAUGAAGUAAGAGAGAUUAUCAGCCUAAGUGCUUCAGCCAACAAGUUAUCAAAUAUUCAGAAACAAGCGGACGAAUACGCAGCAUUGAUCAUGGAAGAAUUAGACCCUGACAACCGCGGCUACAUCAUGAUUGAACACUUGGAGAUGUUAUUAUUACAAGCACCAACACAAAGUGUGAGGGGAGAAAGCCGAAACUUGAGCCAAAUGUUGAGUCAAAAGCUGAAGACGACGCACCAUGGGAACCCGAUACGAAGAUGGUAUGAAGAUUUGAAGUACUUUUUACAGGAUAACUGGCAGAGAUGUUGGGUGAUUGUACUCUGGAUAGGAAUAAUGGCGGGUUUGUUUACAUGGAAGUACAUUCAAUACAAAAACCGAGCCGUGUAUAAAGUAUUGGGCCCGUGUGUGUGCAUAGCUAAAGGAGCAGCCGAGACUUUAAAGUUAAACAUGGCGCUUAUUUUAUUACCUGUUUGUCGAAACACGAUUACUUGGUUGAGGAACAAGACUAGGUUGGGUGUGGCGGUUCCGUUUGAUGACAACCUUAAUUUCCAUAAGGUGAUUGCAAUGGCAAUUACGAUUGGAGUAGGGUUACACGCGAUUUCCCAUUUAACAUGUGACUUUCCUCGAUUAAUACACGCGACAGAAGAACAGUAUGAACCGAUGCAACAGUUUUUUGGGGAUCAAGCUCAUAACUAUUGGCAUUUUGUGAAGGAAGCCGAAGGGUAUACAGGAAUAACAAUGGUAGUACUUAUGACUAUAGCUUUUACUCUAGCAACUCCAUGGUUAAGGCGAGGCAAGCUCAACCUACCGCCAUUUUUGAAGAAGUUAACAGGAUUUAACGCCUUUUGGUAUUCGCACCACCUUUUUGUUAUCGUCUAUGUGAUGCUUAUAGUUCAUGGGAUCAAACUUUACCUCACCAAGGAAUGGUACAAGAAAACGACAUGGAUGUACUUGGCGGUUCCAAUUACGCUUUAUGCAUGUGAGAGAUUAAUAAGGGCGUUUCGUUCGAGUGUCAAGCCCGUCAAGAUACUUAAGGUGGCUGUUUAUCCUGGAAAUGUAUUGGCACUUCAUAUGUCAAAGCCUCAAGGCUUCAAAUACAAGAGUGGACAAUACAUGUUUGUAAAUUGUGCUGCUGUCUCUCCAUUUGAAUGGCACCCGUUUUCCAUCACUUCUGCCCCCGGUGAUGACUACUUGAGUGUGCAUAUCAGGACUCUUGGUGAUUGGACUAGGCAACUAAAAACCGUCUUUUCAGAGGUAUGUCAGCCACCGCGUAAUGGAAAAAGUGGGCUCCUUAGAGCUGAAAACCAAGAAGAAAAUCCCAAUUUCCCUAAAGUUUUAAUCGACGGGCCAUAUGGUGCACCAGCGCAAGACUACAAAAAAUACGACGUGGUGUUGCUAGUCGGUUUAGGAAUUGGAGCGACCCCAAUGAUUAGUAUUGUGAAAGACAUUGUGAAUAACAUGAAAGCCAAAGAAGAAGAAGAAAACGCAUUAGAACAUGGUGGUACACCAAAGAAUAAAUCGGCCCCAACGAGUGCAAAUAACUUCAGAACAACCCGGGCUUAUUUCUAUUGGGUCACUCGGGAACAAGGUUCGUUUGAUUGGUUUAAAGGUGUUAUGAAUGAGGUUGCUGAAAUGGACAAAAACGGUGUUAUAGAGAUGCAUAAUUAUUGCACAAGUGUUUAUGAGGAAGGUGACGCGAGAUCUGCGUUAAUUACUAUGCUUCAGUCGAUUAAUCACGCUAAAAACGGUGUUGAUGUUGUUUCGGGUACACGUGUUAAGUCUCAUUUUGCUAAACCGAAUUGGCGGAAUGUUUACAAGCGAAUUGCUCUUAAUCACUCCGGUUCGAGAAUAGGGGUUUUCUAUUGUGGGGCACCAGCACCAACAAAAGAACUGAAACAAUUAGCUUUAGAUUUCUCACACAAGACAUCAACCAAGUUUGACUUCCACAAAGAAAAUUUCUAAGAGGUUUUCAAAGCCCUCAAGAAAUCAUAAAAAGUCAAACUUUCUAGAAUCACACACCCACCACACCCACACCCACCCCACCCCACCCUCUCUCAUGUGUACAGAGAUAUGAAGAUCAAGGCUACAAUAAUGUUUUUUUUUUUUAAUUUUAUUUUUGUGUUACAUUUUUUAUUUUUUAAUAUAGUAAUGAGAAUUGUGUAGAGAUAGUGCAAGGAUAGUGACAUCCAUAAUUGUUGUGGCUGCCAGCAAGGUAGUGGGAUAUAAUAUUAUUUAAUUAUGUUCAAGAAAAAGAAACCAUCAUCAAGAUCAA